UCUCUUUUCAGCACUGAUAUAAAAAGAUCUGACCUGCAAGAAAAACACUUCAAAAGCGAUGUAUUUGUGAACAAAAGGAAAUGGAAUAAGAUGUGAUACACACAUGUAGACGCUGUGACUGUGACACACUUCCAUGGAAGCAGUCUCAGUUCCUGUUGUGUCAACCCAGCUCAGGCUUAUGGCUACAUACAAGUAAUGUCCAGGUAUUGUAAACACCAGACGUCUUUCCACUGUUGCGUAAUGUAUCUAUUUAAAGUAUACAAAGUAGUUCAAACAGCAGCAAUUAAUCCUGUAUAUUGUUCUAUUUCUGGUGCAACAUCAUAUGGAGUCCCCGGCCUCCCAAAACAGGAUAUUUAUUUGGCAGCUGUCAGCCUCGAAUGAUAAAAAAGGAAUCUGUCGCUACAUGAAAAAUGAAGAAUCAGUGGAGUAUGACUUGAAUAUGUUACACAGACACCUUUCUUAGAAGUGCUGGGCGCAAAACAGGCAAAUGACGUCAUCAGGAAGGAACGCUGGUGUUUUCAAGUAGCACGAGGAUUUCAACGCCACUUUUCGAGGAAGUUCGGUAAAAUGGCAAAGAAUAAACAAAAGGGGAAAAAACAGAAGAACGUCUUUCAAGUGGCAAACAAGCACUUGAAGAACAAGACCAAAGCGAAACCCGUCACAACAACACUCAAACAUAUCAAUACAGUGAAAAAGGAGAAAGUGGAGAGUCUAAAUCAAAUCUUCACAGAAGUCCAGAGGGAUGUUAAGAGCAUUUCAAAGUCAGUCGCUCCUGAACCAAAGAAACAAAUACAGGUUGUCAGAGAGCCACCAAAGGAAUCUGUCAAUAUCGACAAUGCCGCUCAACUCUUCUCUCAGCUAUAAUGAUAUAAAAAUAAGAUAUUACCAUGAACACAGAUGAUGGACUGAAUAUGCUCUCAAAGCAUUUUGUCAUUUCUCUUCAAAAUGAGGACUACAGAUGAGCUGCCAAGAACCUGCUGCAUUGAUAUGGGAGUGAAACCUCAUGUGCAACUCAAGGUUUUUUGCGUAUUAUGUGUGCACAAAGAAAUCAAAUCUACUGACUUGAACACUGUCAGUUGUAACGUUCUUUCAGAUUAUGCACCUUUGUGUAUUUUAUUAAUAUUCUUUUAGACUUUGAAUACACAUUGUCAUUAUUGAUUCUCAGAAAAUGCUUACGUUAGAGCAGAUUCAAACUGUAAUGUUAUAUAUGGCACGAACAAUAAGUUAAAUGAAACAAAAUAAAGUGUUGAUAUGUCAGAUGACUAAUCUUUUCAUUAACCGAUUCUCUUUAAAACUCUUUGUGUGCCGUGUAGUC
Messenger RNA from Pelmatolapia mariae (spotted tilapia), 1315 nucleotides. It is a transcript of the gene rbis, whose product is annotated as ribosomal biogenesis factor. Gene Ontology annotation, biological process: ribosome biogenesis. The record is from RefSeq and is a predicted model, not a curated record. Bases 568 to 864 code for a protein of 98 amino acids. Gene Ontology annotation, cellular component: nucleolus. The transcript is spliced from 5 exons. NCBI's taxonomy places the organism in Eukaryota, Metazoa, Chordata, Actinopteri, Cichliformes, Cichlidae.